This is a messenger RNA of Schistocerca cancellata (South American locust), 1815 nucleotides long. RefSeq names its product zinc finger protein GLI4-like. The record is from RefSeq and is a predicted model, not a curated record. NCBI's taxonomy places the organism in Eukaryota, Metazoa, Arthropoda, Insecta, Orthoptera, Acrididae. The coding region runs from base 1 to 1815 and encodes 604 amino acids. The transcript has 5 exons.
AUGAGGCAUGCUGUACCUCACACACUGGAGAUGACGCACGCUGUAUCUGCUGUGAGGGAUCAGCUGGUGUGCCCCAGUCAGUGUGGAGGCUCCAGUGCACCGCCAACGUGCCAGAUUGUGCAGGAGGACGACAGCCUUCUCCUGAAGCGGUUGAUAGGCAAAGUACCUGCAGACAAGAAGAUAUGCCCAAAAACCAACGACAUGAACAGCAGAAGCAGUAGUGGCCAGCCCUGCAGGCCGAAAGCUGUGACGUCACCUCAAAACCUGCAGCAGCCCCAGUGCUUUUACGCAGUUCAGCAGCAGCCACGCCCCCCAACACCGCCACCUGUGCCACCUCCCGGUAUUCCUCCACAGCAGAUCCGCCAUCCCACUCGCACCACGCCGCCUCUCCCGCCGUCACAACCGCUCCGGCCGCCACCGUCACACCCAGCACCACCAUCAAAGCUUCCAUUGGACUUCCAGGAACUCCAACAGUCCCAGUCCCCUCUGUUGCAGCCUCUGUGCCCUCGGCAACAGCAGCCUACAGACCAACAAGAAUCGUCACAGAAACCUGAAGAACUGCCAGCAAAUCAAGCUUUAGCCUCUGUUACCGCCACCGACCAGCAGUGGAAACAUAAUAGCGGAGAGUGUGACAAGCUCUUCAGCACCAUGACGUCUCUCAAGUGGCAUCCCACUCGCACCACGCCGCCUGUCGCGCCAUCACCACCGCUCCCGCCGCCACCGUCACGCCCAGCACCACCAUCAAAGCUUCCAGUGGCCUUCCAGGAACUCCAGCCGCCCCACCCACCUCUGCUUCAGCCUCUGUACCCUCGCCAACAGCAGCCUACAGGCGUACCAGAAUCUUCACAGAAACCUGCAGAACUGCCAGCAAAUCAAGAUUUAGCCUCUGUUACAGCCACCGACCAGCAGAGGAAACACAAGUGCGAAGACUGCGGCAAACACUUCAGCAGCAAGGCGUCUCUGAAGGUGCACGCGCGCACGCACACGGGGGAGAAGCCGCACCAGUGCGCCGAGUGCGGCAAGUCGUUCAGCCAGCUGCGCAACUACAAGUACCACGUGUCGGUGCACGCGGGCACGCGGGAGUUCGCCGCGGCCUGCCCCGAGUGCGGCAAGGUGUUCAACGACCGCGGCUACCUCAGCUCGCACAUGAAGAUCCACCGCAACCGCAAGGAGUACGCGUGCGCCGACUGCGGGCGGCGCUUCAACCAGCGGGUCGCCUACAACAUGCACGUGCGCAUACACACGGGGGAGCGGCCUCACGCGUGCACGCUCUGCGACAAGACCUUCACGCGCUCGGUACAACUCAAGCAGCACAUGCGUAGGCACACCGGCGAGAAGCCCUUCACCUGUGAGGUGUGUGGGAAGCAGUUCGCGGACCGCAGCAACAUGAUGCUCCAUCUCCGGCUGCACUCCGGCAUCAGGCCGUACAGCUGCGGCGAGUGCGGCAAGGCGUUCACCAAGAAGCACCACCUCAAGGCGCACAUGUCCUGCCACACGGGACUGCGGCCCUACGCCUGCGACCGCUGCGGCGCGCGCUUCAGCCAGUCCAGCAACAUGCGCGCGCACCGCAAGAAGUGCACCACGCCGCGGCCGCCUCCCGGGGGCGGCGGGGGCGGCGGCGGCGGCGGGGGCGGCGGCGGCGGGCCCGCGGUCAGGGCGGCGGGCACCAGCGUCAUCAUGCGCGUGUCCGGCGACCUGGUGCAGCACGUGCUGCAGUGCGCCGACGAUGCAGCCGCCGCCGCCGGCCGAAACGUCACGCUUGCUGGCGACGCCGCUACGUCCCUCGUGGCUCCCUCAGCCACCCACACAGCAUAA